Messenger RNA from Balaenoptera musculus (blue whale), 3267 nucleotides. RefSeq names its product coiled-coil domain containing 142 (gene CCDC142). The record is from RefSeq and is a predicted model, not a curated record. The transcript is spliced from 9 exons. Bases 29 to 2323 code for a protein of 764 amino acids. Lineage: Eukaryota; Metazoa; Chordata; Mammalia; Artiodactyla; Balaenopteridae.
GUUAGCUUCGUUCCGGACAAGCUGUCCCAUGGCCCAAGCGUCUCGCUCUGGUGGCCUUCUGCCUCCGCUGGCUACCGUGCCGCCGUUACGGGCGCAGCCCAGGGGCGCUGAGGAGAAGCAGUGGCAGAGAAAGCGGGCAGGCGCUCUCCGCCGGGACGUUCGUGGCUGGCUGCGGCUGCCGGCUGCCCGAAGCAUCCCCUGCCUGGACCCACGGCCCGGCGGAACUCCGAGAGGGCAGCCGUGGUGGGCGGUGCCGGCGGACGCAGGAGAGCACCGUGAGGCUGGCGCUGUGGACUGGGGGCGGGAGCCGGCAGCUGGCGGCCCGACCCCUCCAGCGCUGCAGCGUCUCCGGGCGGUGUUGUUGCGGCUGCACCACGAGCGGCAGGAGCUCCUCCAAGCCCAGGACUGCGCCCGCCACCUACAGGCGACCGUGCGCCUCCUGAGGAUCCUGAGUCCCGGCGCUCCAUCCCCCGGCCACUUGCCUCAGCUGUGCCGCGACCUGCUGGCGCACCCUUCCGGAGGCGCGGUCCUGCGAAGCGGCCUUCAGGAGACACCCGAGUCGCUACCCCUGGCACGCUCCGUCGGACUAGCCGCCCAGCGCCUGGAUGCUACUAUGGAGAUGCAGCUUCGGGCUCUGGGCCAGGCGCCCGCCAGCCCGGGCCUAUCGUCCCAAAUCGCCGACCUGCUGCUGGCACUUCCCGCCUACCACCAGCUGCAAGGAAAAGCCUUGAGCUACGUUCCAGGGGCAGCGCGACCUUAUCCCCCGGCCCGUGUGCUCCGCCUCCUGGCGGGGGAGCGGGGUUGCCAGGUGGCAGGUUGGCUGGAUGAGGCGCUCAGGGGAUCCGACUUGAGGGACCAGCUCCGCAGGCGGUGCCAAGAGGAGCGGGAGCUGCUGCCAGGGCUACUGGGCCUGAUGGGGGGCGUGACGGGUUCAGUCAGCAGUGGACUGGGGCUUGGAGGGGCUGGGGCCCUGUGGAGCCAGUACUGGACCAUGCUGUGGGCAGCCUGUGCUCAGAGUCUGGACCUAAGUCUAGGACCCUGGAGGGACCCCAGGGCAGCGGCACAACAGCUGAGUCAGGCACUGGGUCAGGCAUCACUGCCUCAGGAGUGUGAGAAGGAGCUGGCUUCUUUGUGUCACAACCUAAUUCAUCAGUCUCUUACCUGGAGCUGGGAUCAAGGCUUCUGCCAGGCCUUGGGAUCUGCUAGUGGAAAUCAGAGCAGCCUUCCCUCAUCCUCUCAAACCACUGAACUUUUGCAACAGCUCUUCCCUCCUCUCUUGGAUGCCCUUCGAGAACCCAGGUCAGGACUGCUCCUCUACCGGCCUCCAGGUCCUGCCCCCCUUUCCCUGGGGCUCUGUACCCUGCAGACCACCUUGCUCUGGUUUUGGGGCAGAACUCAGCAGCAUCUGGCAGCGUGGGCCCCAGGUUCCUUCCUGCUCCUGAUCCAGAAGGAUUUACCUCCUCUAUUAUAUGAGGCAGAAGCUUUGUCCAGCCUGGCCUCAGAGGAAAGCUUGGCCCUGGAGGUGGAGCAGCAGCUGGGUCUGGAGAUCCAGAAGCUGACUGCACAGAUCCAGCUCCUGCCUGAAGAGUCACUAAGUCUCUUUUUUCAAGAAUGUCAUAAACGAGCCACACAGGACUUCGAACUCCACAUGCCACGGGGUCGGUACUGGCGGCAUCGUCUCUGUCCUGAAUUUCCCAGUAUCCCUAGUGAGUAUGCUGGGUUGGUGGUCCGCAGGGUACUGGAGCCUGUGUUGCAAGGACUGCAAGGACUGCCACACCAAGCCCAGGCCCCUGCCCUCAGCCAGGCGCUGACUGCCAUCCUGGGUGCCUGGCUUGACCACAUCCUCACCCACGGGAUCCGGUUCAGCCUGCAGGGGGCGCUGCAGCUCAGACAAGACUUUGGAGUGGUCAGGGAGUUGCUGGAGGAGGAGCAGUGGGGCCUGUCCCCAGAACUUCGCCAGACUCUGUUCACGCUCAGCAUCUUCCAGCGGCUGGACGGGGCCCUGCUGUGUCUGUUGCAGCAGCCCCUGCCCAAGACUCAAGUCCACAGGGGGCCUCCCUGUUGCUGUGCAUGUAAUGAGGUCCAGGCCAUGGAAUUGCCCAGCAGCAGCCUCAACAGCCUGGAGAGCUUGGAGCCCCCUCUUCGACCUGGAGCACUCCCAGCCCAGACAGCUCAGCUGCUAAGCACACUGUGGGGAGAAGGACCUAGCCCUGAGGCUUACCUGGUAGGAAAUCAGCAGGCCUGGCUUGCCCUGAGGCAGCAUCAGCAUCCCCGCAGGCACUUACCUUUUCUUUCCUGCCUGAGCACCAGUUCUGAAUCCUAAGGACCCUAAUGAGAGCCCGUCAGAACUCCCUAUCUCUGUCUGAAAAAGCCGAGACAUUUAGAAAUGCAUAUUAAAAAAGCCUAACUGGGAUCUUGGAAGAAAGCAUACCUGAGAACCACAAGCUACACAGAGCCUGGACUUAGAAACCUGGAGGUCAGCAUCCUUGGGAAGCUUGGGCUUAGUUCCCCAUCAGUGAAGACAUCUCAGAGCUAGACACUAGCAGUAAGGGGCUAGAUGCUGGGAGUAAGGCUUUAGGGUUGGAUCCCAGGGGAAAGGGAAAGAGAAAAAGCAAUAGAAAGCAGGGAGCCUAGAUGCCACUUCCUCUUAAGUCCCUGGAGCCAGGCUAAACACAGAAAGUUCGGGACACUACUACAAAGUUAAUUCAUCAGGAACCACAGAGGUGGAAUAGGAAUUUCUACACCUAAAUCAGUCCCACGGCGUAUACUAUAUAUAGUAGUACCCUGCACUCCCCUCCCCAUCACUAUUUUUAGUCAUUUAAGAAUAUUGGAAAAAAAAAAAAAAGAAUAUUGGGCUGUAGGACCUUCACGUGUAAGCUUCGCUACUCCAGAGUUCCACGUGUUUAAUCUUAAACUACCUGAGUGGAGUUUACCCUCUGGUAGGUUUAUAAUCCCUGCCGUGGUGGUGCCCUCUCCUUGAAAGGGACCAGCACUUAAGACGGUGUUAACGUAGAUCUGGCACAGCAAGGUACAGAGGAGUAAAGGCUGCAAAAGACGUGUUAUCGGAGCCAGGUGCAAACGGCUUUUGCCCUGUUUAUUGUCUUCACCGUGGUAAAGGGGGCUAUUAAUGACAGGUAGUGUUUACUGACCGCGUACUUUGGGCGCCCCAUACCCUGUGCCGAAAUCAUCUGUCUCCCUCCUGGCCUUCCUCCUCUUCUCGGCUGGGGAGCCCAGGGCGGCGGCCUGGGGACCAGCACCACCGACCGU